Messenger RNA from Notodromas monacha, 1117 nucleotides. NCBI's taxonomy places the organism in Eukaryota, Metazoa, Arthropoda, Ostracoda, Podocopida, Cyprididae. The record is from the annotation of a GenBank genome assembly.
AGCUGUUUCAAUGCGCGAUUUACUUGAAAUUAGAGCAUGGCGUUCAAUCGGUCGCAGGAGAAUACGGCAAAAGAUCUUUAUUGGAGGUUGCUUUAUGGCAGUUCUUUUGGCAUUUCGUCAUUUCAGUGGAGGACCUGAAAGCGACUCGAACUCGAGCCAAAACGACAAAAAGAGCUCGUCAAAGCCAGAACCAGAAGUUGUGAACUCUAAGCUGGAUCUGCGCAACAUCAGUGCAGAAGAUUUCGCUAAAAACAGCAUUUAUUUGCUGGAGACAUCUGGCAGACAGUUUCUCAGCCCCAAGCAGCUGUGCUGCGUGGAAUCUGCAGCAAGGUACAACCCCAAAAAACAGAUUGUGGUCUUAUCGACAGCAGAUGCCUUGUUGUACCCAACUCUAGCGACAUCUAUCGCCCGGAAUCACUCAAACAUCAUUUUCAGAAGAGUGGACGUUGCUGAAGCAUUCAGAAACUCGCCGCUGAAAUCCAUGGACAUUAAUAGUACCUUAAAACAAAGCAUGUUCGUUACAGAACAUACCAGUGACUUGCUGAGGCUGGUGCUGCUGUACGAACACGGUGGUACUUACAUGGACUUCGAUAUGAUCGUGCUCAAGGAAUUGCCCAAGGUUGCCAAUGGCGUGGCUACAGCCGACGAUGGAAAAUAUCUGGCCAAUGGUUUUUUGAUUUUUGAAAAAGGACACCCUGUUAUGCUUGACUGCUUGACCAACAUUGCAAAGAGCUUCAACAAAAACUGGUUCAACGGAAACGGUCCUGAUCGCAUCACAGAGGCCAUGCAACGUUGGUGCAACACAUCAACUCUGCAGCCCGGAAUGAAUUGUUCCAACGUCUACCUGUUCCCUGUCGACAACUUCACACACCUCAAUUGGGGAAUCGCCAUGACGGCUUUUGACGAAGAUCCGGCCAUUUCCGAUCCUCUGGUCGCCAAUUUGGAGUCCAAGGCCUUCGUUUUUCAUUAUUACAAUGACUUGACUCGUGUGGUUGAUGCCAGCAUCACUGGGAACUCUGCCAUUGCGCGAAUGGCGCGCAAAUAUUGUCCACUAGUCACCUCCUAUUCUCGAGACUGGCUGUGGGGGUUCCAUGACCCAGGCAAAGGGUUCCAGUGA